UUUUUGUCACAAAAUACAAGAGCAAUGAAUGUAGAUAAGCUUUUUAACAUUCCCUCUAGUUCCAUUCCUAGUGGAAAAAACAAAAGGAAACUUACAGCGAAUCCAAAUAUUGAAGUACUUAAAGCAGUGCGUCAAAAAACUAAUCCCGAAGAACUUGAAGAAACUUCCGAUUUUGUAACUGGGAAUAAAGAUUUCAAAACUUCACAGCCUGUUCCAUCAAAAAGUGCUCUUGCCACCUCUAGUUCUUCGAAAGGAAAGGGUAAAGCCGUACAAAUAUCUGAUGAAGUGGAAGAACAAGAAUAUUAUAUUGACGAUUAUGAAGAAUACGAAAGUGAUUUAGAAGAGUUAGAAGAGGAAGAAGGUGGAAGAUUUUAUGGAGGUGGAUUAACUGAAGAGCAAAAAAGAAUUUUAGAUUUAGUUGAUCAGGUUGAUAUUGAGGAGCCAGAAAAUUUAGACUUAGCCGGAGUGCGUAAAAUGAUUCUGAAGUUUGAAAAAGCCAUACGUAAAAAUCAAGAACUUCGCGUUAAAUACCCUGAUGAUCCGACAAAAUUUAUGGAAUCAGAAGCGGACCUUGAUGAAGAAAUUAAACAUUUAUUAACUCUUACUGAAGUACCUGAUCUGUACCCUCAGAUAGUUCAAUUGGGAGCUGUAGAUUUAAUUGUGUCACUUUUAAGUCAUGAGAAUACAGAUAUUACUAUUGAUGCGAUAGAAUUGCUGAAUGAAUUGACAGAUGAAGAUGUUGUAGCAGAACAUGAAGAAGGUGCUAUAAAAAUUUUUAUUGAUGCAUUGCUUGAACAUCAAUUAUUGGAACUUUUAGUCCAGAAUCUAAGUAGAUUAGAUGAAGAGGAACCUGCUGAUAAACAAGGAGUUUUUAACACACUUGGUAUAAUUGAAAAUUUAACAUCAUUUGAUCCUGCAAUAUCUGAGAGAAUUGUUAGAGAUACAAAUUUAUUACAAUGGAUGCUUAACAGAAUUAGGGUCAAAGUGUUUGAUUCUAAUAAACAGUAUUGUAGUGAGUUAUUGGCAAUUUUAUUGCAAAAUAGUCGAGUUAACAGAUUAAAACUUGGAGAGUUGGGUGGUGUUGAUGUUCUAUUACAAGUCUUGAACUCUUAUAAACGUAAAGAUCCAAAGGAUGCCGAUGAAACAGAGAUGAUGGAGAAUUAUUUUGAUGCUCUAUGUUUAGUAUUAGAGGAACCAGAAAUCAAACAAAAAUUUUUGGAAGGUGAAGGGGUUGAACUGAUGUUGAUUAUGAUGAAAGAGAAGAUGAUGUCUCGUAUGCGUUCCAUAAAAGUGUUAGAUCAUGCGUUGUCAACACCAAUGGGAUUAAGGAAUUGUGAGCGGUUUGUAGAGAUAUUCGGACUUAAAACACUCUUUGCUGCUUUUAUGCGUAAGGGCUUAAAAAAACUCAAAAAAAAUUAUAAAACAUUCACCGAAUUUGAAGAAGAAGAACAUAUCAUGGGAAUAAUUAUUUCCUUAUUAAAAAACCUUCCACCUGAUAGUGAAGCUCGAAUGCGGUUAAUAAAUAAAUUUAUUGAAGACAAUUACGAGAAGGUGGACAGAUUGUUGGAAAUUAGAGAAAGUUAUGAAGCUAAAGUCGAAAAUGUUAAUAAGGAGAUUGAAGAAGAGAAAGAGACAUUAGACGGCGAUGAUAGUGAGAUGGAAGAGCUUUACCUAAGACGACGAUUGGAUGGGGGCUUAUUUACUUUACAACUCGUUGAUCUUACAAUUGCGUGGAUUUGUUUCGAGGACUCUGCGAUCAAAGAACAUGUAAGCAUUCUUCUAAAUCGGACAGGACGUAGCUUAUCUAAUGUAAAGACUAUUUUAGAAGAUUAUUUUAAAAACAUGGGCGAUGUCGAUCAGAUUGAGGCUGAAAAUCGGGGUUCCAGUGAAAAUGUCAAAGAAUCGAUGGAAAUAGACAACGAAUUACCAGUGGCAACAAAGACAGAUGAUGAUACUUUAAAGGAGAGAUCAUUAAAAGAAAAACGGAUUGUUGAAAUGUUGAUAGGUUCAUUAUAAAAGAUAAAAUACACUUUCUUUCAAAUUAGAAGUUUGUUUUAUUUUAGUAAUCUCAGAAUAUUCUUUAUAAUUUAUUUUUUACACUUAUAUUGAAUAUGUUUCAGGUGUAACCAAAUAAAAAUUUUAUUUUACAUUGUAAA
Messenger RNA from Rhizophagus irregularis DAOM 181602=DAOM 197198, 2156 nucleotides. NCBI's taxonomy places the organism in Eukaryota, Fungi, Glomeromycota, Glomeromycetes, Glomerales, Glomeraceae. The record is from RefSeq and is a predicted model, not a curated record.